Molecule: messenger RNA, 3527 nt
Organism: Anguilla anguilla (European eel)
Lineage: Eukaryota; Metazoa; Chordata; Actinopteri; Anguilliformes; Anguillidae
Gene: kctd20
Product: potassium channel tetramerization domain containing 20
Exons: 8
Coding region: 956-1915 (319 amino acids)
Biological process (GO): positive regulation of phosphorylation
Cellular component (GO): cytoplasm
Molecular function (GO): protein binding
Source: RefSeq, a predicted model, not a curated record
UUGAAAGGCAUAUAUUUAGAUAGUCCUGUUCUGUUUAAUUUCACAGGAGGAAAUUAAUCUUAACUGUAGGUGAACUCUUGACAUGCUGAAACGAUAAAGCUGGAGUACCUGAUUAGUUGAACUGUUGGUUUCGAAGGCUACAGCUUUCAUAGGACAUAAAAUAUUGUAGUAGUGAUUAUGAAAUGUUUUAUCAGAGAUGUCAUAUUUUAAAAGCCUGCAUUUUCCCCUUUAUUUCUUUGCAUGACAUCUUUGAUUCUCAUGAGAAUAAUUUAUGCAAAUUGCAGGUACAAUCGUAUUUGGAAUUGAUACAUUUAGAUUAGUCUGUUCUGUGUAAUUCCACUGGAGGUAAUUGAGGCCUAACUACAGGUUAUCUCUGGACAUCGCGGCCUGCUUUGUAAUGCUAAUGGUUCGGCUCAUUUGCCCUCCUACCGCUUCUCAUCUGCAGUAUCCCCAGCUCUUUGCUGCCCCUCCCCCCAAUUCCUGCAUACCACACUUCCUGAUUCCUGUGGGGGGGUCGGGGGGGUUAUGGCACGGCACGUGUUAUUUUGAUCAGGGGCUGAAAAAUGUGCAGAUAUAUAAAUAAAUAAGAUGCCUGAGGGGGCCUGUGCCGUGAGGCCGUGUUCAAAAAUAUCCCUCAGAAACCAGGAAAAAGCUGACCACCCGCUGGUCUGGCUCGCCUUGCUGGAAAAAAACAUUUUUAACUCUUUGACUCUUCGUGUUCCUUGUUAGCAGCGCAAAAACAUGCUUUCUGUAUGUUAUCGACACAAACAACUUGGUGGAAAGACUGACUGGGAAUCCCCCCCAAGUACCGGAAUGCACAGCCUGUGAAGAAGUCCUGGGGGGCACACUUACGUGAGGGAGGGAAAGACAAAGAAAGUUUGUGAAACUUCAGGAGAGAAAUGGGCUGCUAGUCAGUCCUUUUCAAGCAGAUAUCAGCGGACUUUGUGGCCCAGAAAUGAGCGGACAGCUGGAAAGUGUGCCGGACCCAGCCCCUCCGGUUAACGAGAGGGUUACCUUGGUGGUGGAUGGCACGCAUUUCGUGGUGGACCCCGCAGUCUUCACCGCUCACCCGGACACCAUGUUAGGAAGGAUGUUUGGCCCGGGACGGCAACACAACUUCACAAGGCCCAACGGGAAGGGCGAGUACGAGAUUGCAGAGGGCAUUGGUGCAAGCAUCUUUCGGGUUGUCCUCGAUUUUUACCGGACGGGGACUCUGCGCUGCCCGGACGGUGUUUCGGUGGCUGAGCUGCGGGACGCCUGUGACUACCUCUGUAUCAACUUUGACUACAACACAGUCAAGUGUCGCGAUCUCAGCGCUCUGCUGCACGAGCUGUCCAAUGACGGGGCUCGGCGGCAGUUUGAGGGCUUCCUGGAGGACCUGGUGGUGCCAGCGAUGGUGACCAGCGCGCAGGAGGGCGAGCGGGAGUGUCACAUCGUGGUGCUGACCGACGACGACACGGUGGACUGGGACCAGGAGCACCCCCCUCCCAUGGGCGAGGAGUACUCCCAAAUUAUUUACAGCACUAAGUUGUACCGCUUCUUCAAGUACAUCGAGAACAGAGACGUGGCCAAGGCGCUACUCAAGGAGAGGGGGCUAAAGAACAUCCGCAUUGGGAUUGAGGGGUACCCCACCUGCAAGGAGAAGGUGAAGCGGCGGCCGGGCGGCAGGUCAGAGGUCAUUUACAACUACGUGCAGCGGCCCUUCAUCCAGCUGUCCUGGGAGAAGGAGGAGGGGAAGAGCCGGCACGUGGACUUCCAGUGCGUGCGCAGCAAGAGCGUGCCCAACCUGGCCGCCAUGGCGGAGGGCGUGUCCCGGGGCGGCACCACGCCCGCCCCGCAGGUGGACGAGCUGGACCGCCUCAACGGGCCCGCCCCACACCUCCCUCCAGCGUCCCAGCCCCCCAGCGACAGCUGAGCCUGGACACAGGCCGGGCCCAACUGCCCCGCGUGUGGGGGACGGUCCGCGAGCCGCAUGCUAGCGGAGGCGGCUAGCGAGCGCCUCGUGCGGAGAGCCGAAUCGCGCUCACGUUCGCCGGCCUCAGGGACCCCUCCCGUGGGGACUGCCAGAAAACACACGCCGACAGGUCUGGCUUAUUUGAUGGUCCCCACUACAGUGAGCAGGAUAUUUUGAGAAGGGGUUCACCAGGUGACUCGCACCAAAGUAAAAACGCAGAAAAAGGCUUCCAGCAGGCGGCGCCUCUGUCUGAUACCCACCGACAUUUCUUUAAUUUCUUCAUCUCAUUUUUUUCCCUUUUACACCCAAUUUGGAAUUCGGUCUUGUUCGUUAGCCAGUCCCAUUGAGGUGUCUUCCGAAGGGCAGGUAAUCAGCUGAGGUAAUCUGAGGGCAGGUAACGUUCAAGGGCUGGUUAUCUUUUACAGUCUCCGCUAAGCUGUGCAUUCAUUGGCCUGGAGGACCCCUACUCACACAGCAGCAGAUGCAGGCAGGCUGCGGUCCACCCGAUCAACCGUAUGGGCCAACCUUGCGUCGGAAAACGGGGAGCAUCCUGCUAACUGAAGCCAUCUCGCGCUGUGUGACUCCAUGGCCAAUUAUACACCGCCGUCUGGGGCUGCCAGGUCGUGUGGUGCCACCCUGUACAAAGGGCAAGGGCUUUAACUGGAUGUUCCCACUGGCACCUCACAUUCCAUUUUUUAUUUGGUCCAUAGCUUUGGGUGCAGAACAUUGCGUCUGGGCAGGUGUGUGUCUGCAUUUACUCCUGAGGCCUGACCCAAGGUCAGACCAAGAUCAGGUGAAGCAUGGUCGUGCGUCAUGUGGGGUGGAAAAAAACACUUACUACUUAUGUCUGAGAGCUAGGUCAUUUCUUGAACGGUGGAGUGUGUGUGUUACUUGUUUGGGAAUUGAAUUAUGAUGUUGAGAUUCAAACUGACGAGGUGAAUGUUGGUCUGGCUUUUUAGAGUGAAGUAAUCAGUUAGGCAAUUCAUUUUCUUGAUUUAGAAAAUUUAACUAUUUUGUAACCCUCUUGAUUAUUAUUCCAAGUUGCAUUUUAUUGUUAUUCCUGUAAAUGCACUACAUAAGAGUGUCAGUCAUAGAUAAAAAUGAAUAUAAAAUAUGCUUUAAAAAUCUACAAUAUUCUUAAAGGUACACUAUGUUUUUUAAUGUAAUUGGAUACAUUUGUAAUGUCAAUUAAUUUUCUAUUGCAUAUGGCUCAAUAUGGAGGUUUUGUCCUAUAAAAAUUUGGAUAAACAAAUUACAAUGUACAGGCCCAUCCCAUCACAGUGCAGUGUAAGAUCAUUGCAGUUCCCCGAUCAACCAGAAGGGUUGCUAGUGAGCAGUUGGACUGGGGUUCAUCCUGCCAACUUUCAGCAUGUAAAACAGCCCUCCCUGCCCAACACUAAUCAGCACUGGAACCGUCCAGAUCCAAUCUGCACUGAAAGACUUACCACUGCAUUCAGCGCUCGUACAUUAGCCAGAUUUAACAAUGGGAAAGCACCGUGCUUUUGAUGUGACUUUUAAUGUGAAAGUGGGAUCUGUAAUCUCACCAGCUGUAUUCUCCUGUGGGGGUGCGGUG